UAAUAAAUUCAAAAUAGAAAUGUCUCGCAGAUCAGGCUCAAGGCCGUAUAGUGCUCAUCCUUCUUCACAUACAAGGAAUUUGAUAGCAAAAACUUUGAACCAAAAUAACCCAAACAAUGUUGAUGAUGUUGCUAAGAUCUGGACAGCCUUAGGUAAAUAUAUUGCCAAGAUAAUCAAAACUGGCAAGGGAGUCUCCAUACCGAAAUUCGGCCAAUUCACAUUUACUCCAAUGAAGGUAGAUCUCGCUGGAUCAACUAAUCCAGAUGUCAGAGAUAAGCAAUUGAGAGAACCCAUUUUUCAAGUAGCCCAAGAUUUUGUAUUAGGAAUGCCUUUAAAAUCAGGUGUUGUGAAUAAUACAGGAACAUUAAGACCAUUUCAAAUUCAAGGCACCUCAGGAAUAGUUCCAAAAGUCAGAAUCAAUUAUACAGAAAUCGGAUACUAUGCUGGUGUCUCUAAAGAUGAUGCCAAGCAUGGCUGUGAUAUUGUUAUUAGAGAUCUCAGUGAUAAAGUUAAAAGCGGCCAGCAAACCAAACUUCUCAUCCCUAACGUCGGAUACUUCUUAUGUAGAGCUAAAGUUGUUGGAGUAAAGUUCAACGGUGAUGUGGUGCAGGAUGCUGUAGGUAAAACAUCUAAAGCACACUUUGUCAACAAACUGUUCUCGAAUAGUGUGAACAGAGCCAAUUUAGAAAUCCUUGACCAGAAAGUAUCGCAAGGAAUCAGGACAAGACCAGCAAACUUCGAAAGCACCAAUGCUAGAGUCCCAGUCGUAGGUAUGCAUGAUGACUCGCUGACAGUGACUCCAGAAGCCCAGACCUGGAUGCUGAACAACCUCGGCAUCAACAUGGACAGUGGACUACCUGUCAAGAGUGCUCACAAAGCCAAGCCAAGAAUGAAGAGAACAUUCUCAGCCAGGCCAGGUUUCAGAAGCAACGCUUCAGACAGAGGGUCAACUGUGAAGUCAGGACAAAUGAACUACAGGUUCGAGCAGGACUCUGUACACUCCAAGCAAGAUGAGCCUCUGUUCAAGAUCAGAAACAGCUCCAAGAAGAGAAGACCAAUGAGUGCAAUUUCGAACUUCUCAAAGAGAUCCAGAGCUUCUUCGGCAAAGUCUGCAGCAAGUUUCGUUCCAAAAAUGACGAGAGCAAGCGCCCUUGCUUACUGCAACAAAAUAGCUGCAAACAGGCUUGUGCUGGACCAGGCAAGGGCGUCUAAAUUCAAUGCCAGAGACAAGCUGACUCCAAGCGAGAUCCAGCAUGUGCUACAAGACGCCAGAGUGUUCAUGGAUAUUUCUACAGUCAGAGGGUUCCUGGGUCACCUUCACUAUUCUCCUCAUGGAAAGUCUUGCUCGAUUCUUGAUUUGAUCAGAAAGUGCAAAGAGUGGAGUGCAGGAGGACCUGGCAAAUAUGCACCACCAGCUGCUAAAGCCACUUCUCUGCACACUACUGAAGAACUCGUAAUCAAGAUCAGAGACUCUUUGUACAAAACUGGACUCUCAGCUGAUAAGUUAUUCGACAUUGGGUGAGACCAAAAACGAGAAAUUGACGAAGAAGCCUUUGUGUUUUUGAUGAAGAAGUACUGUUCCGAAGUUGUCUCUGAAGAUGAUAGCAGAAGAGUCUUCCAAGCUUGCCACAGAAACCUUGGUUCGAAUCUUGGACUAUCAGACUUCAAAACCAUAUUUGGAGCUGUUGCACCAAAGUCUAACUUCCAUAUUCAGGGCUUGAAACAGAUCAGAAGCUGGAUGUAUGAGAACGGACUGACUUCUGACCAAGCGUUUGACUCUCUGUUUGGUGGUAAACAAACAGUGAGUCUGGAUCAACUAGAACAAGCACUAAGCAGACACUUUAGAUUUACAUCGCCAGAGGUAGAAGACAUCUUCAAAGCCAUUGCUCAAAACCAUUCUUCUCUUUCUUCCGCUCAAAGACAAGACUGGCACCAGCAGCCAACUGGAGUAGCUACAAGGCCAGGCUUUGACUCUGAGUCAGAAACAAAAUCUAAUAUAAAUCUCCCUCACAACAGUGCUGUAAUUACCAAGCGGAAGUGGUGUGAAACAGUAUAUGAAGACUCUGCUAAUCCUCUGCAGCUGAUCAGAGAAAUUGUCAACGAAUACAACUUAGACGAAGAUGACCUCUUGUUCAGAAUGAAACUCAGAAUAUGGGACGACCCUCUGGACUACCAACAAUUUGUAAAGGCGAUCAGGAGCCUGGACACCUCUCUCACUGAUGUUCAGCUAAGAGCACUUGCAAAAUCAUUGAAAAAUUCAAAGAAUCUCGUAGAAGUGCCAGUGUUGGUCAACAACUUGAUCGGUAAAGACCACCAAACUGUGGAUUUCAGAGAUAAGCUUUACAAAAGACUGUUCUCCGAAAUCCUUGAAAGUGGCGGUGGUUCAAAGAAAGAGAAGUUAAAAUAACCUGCUGAUGAAAUACGAUACUCUUAAUGAUGGCACCAUAGUUGCUCAGGACCUUCAGAAAGUCCUCAGUCAGGUCAGUCCAAGUAUUAAGAAAGAAGACAUUCUCAGAUUCACCAGAUUCUUAGAGAAAGACCCUAGAGGGAGAAUCGAUUACACAAAGUUCAUAGAUGAUCUUGAGAAAGUCAAAGAGCAUAAUCCAUUCAAAAUCAUUGUCUCAAGAAUCAAAGCUUUCAUGAAACAGAAUGGCCAAGAUGUCCAGAAGUUCAUGAGGAGACUUGUAGCAGGCGAAAGCCAAACUGGCUCUGGCUUCCAUAAAGAAGAAGGCCUUGAGAAGGAGAGAAAAGUCUCAGUUCCAUUCUUUGCUAAGUUCCUUAAGAACAAAGUUGCCAAGAAGAAAACUAUUGACGAACUUACUAACUACGCAGAACUCAUCGAUGUAGAUGGGGAUGGAUUUAUCAGUAUUCAUGAUAUGAACUCAUGUCUUGGAAAUUUGAAUAACGAAACAUUCUAUAAAAAUAACGGAUCAACUCUCAUAGGAACAUUCAAGACAAUUUUGUCAGAGCGGGACAAGUUCUUCCCAAAGGACCCACUGCCUCAUCAGAAAGCUUUAGAGGUGGUCGCCAAAAUCAAAGAGGCUCUCACUGCAAAAGGAAUUUCAAUGCAUGUGUUAUUCUCUAAACUUGACACGAAUGGCGAUGAGUUCCUGACAUUCACUGAGUUCUCUGAGAACCUCGACCCGAUUGUGAAGCUGUCUCCGAUCAUCAAAGAAAAGCUAUUUGCUCUGAUGGACGUAAACAAGAUCGGAAUGGUGGACUAUCCCUCGUUCCUUGAAGUUCUGAAGCUGACCCCUGUAAGCGCUAAAACAGUCAGAGUCGAAGAUAACUUCAACUGGGAGUAUGAAACAGUCGACAAAAUUAAGAAGUGGAUUAAUGAUGAAGGCAUCACAGUCGAAGAAGCGUUCAAAGCGUUUGACAGAGACUUUGACGGUCACAUCAGCAUUGAAGACCUCAAGUGGGUUAUCAUCAAUAUCAUCAAGUCAGGAGACAAAAAGACUAUUGGUGGAUCCCAGCUAGAGAGAUUGUUCAAACUGCUUGAUUUCCACAAGUCUGGUCGGAUCCAGAAAUGCGACAUCCAGAGGCUUGUUGAAAAUGAAAACCCAUACUUGUCCACAGGCAAACUCACCAACUCAAAGUUCAUGGUGGGCGAAGACACUUUCGAUUGGAAGAAUAACGCCAUCCAGCAAAUAGGCAUUGAGAUAUCCAGGAGCGCCAAGUAUAAAUCACUCAAAGACUGAUUCAGAGUUGCAUCAAAAGGAAUGGGUAAAAUCAACUACAGAGACUUCAAAGAGUUCGUGCACGAAAACAAUGCUCUCAAAGGCUUCAACCUGACUGACCAGUUGCUGCAGAAGCUGUUCUCUGAACUAGAUCCUCAUAAGAAAGGGUUCUUGUCAGAGUCAGAUUGGGAGGCUGCAUUCGGAGGAUUCAGCUGGCACGAUCAGUUGAUUGUUGAAUUGCAAAAUCUUGUGUCAUGAUCAUUUACAGAUGUAGAGUCUGCUUUUGAGUAUUUCCAGGUUAUUGGAAAUAGCAAAUCAAUUACAAAGUCUACUUUUACCAAAGCUGUAAAUUCUCUGAGAGGCAAAACUUUGAACUCUCGAGAAGCCGACUACAUGUGGAAAUAUUUUUCUGAUGGAAGCAAAUCUAUUGAUGCUGAUAAGUUUUCUCUCAUAUUCUCAGACCUCAACUUCAGUGGCACAUCGGCCCUUCGAAAGACUGGAAAGUCAUUGCACUCGACAACUCUGGUGAGCAAGACCACAUCUUCAAGCCAGUGGAGCAAGAAUGUGAUGGAGAAGUUCAGGAAAAUCAUCAAGAGCAGCAACAUGCACUUGAGAGAUGUCUUCGAAAGAUUCGAUGAGGAUGGAAAUGGGCUGAUUACUCCUCUGGAGUUCAGACAUGCAGUCAGGACACUCAACAUCAACUUGUCAGCUAGAGAAAUCGAUGAAAUCAUCAAGGUAGUUGAUAGAAACAUGGAUGGCAUGAUCGACUGGAAGGAGUUUUCAUCCAAGUUUAAAACAAAUAGCAACGAAUCUCUUAUUGAAACUAGAUCCAAGAACAAAAUGGCUAAACUCAAAGAACAAAUGACUUCCCACAUGAAGAGCCCUCAAGAUGCCUUCAACCUCUUCGACAAGUCUCAGUCUGAACGACUCUCCUUCGCCAACUUCAAUGAACUCAUCAAGGAACUGGCCAGGCUCUCAGGCGAAAGCGUGCCUCCCUUCGCAAUCGUCAAAGACUUGUUCGACGAGAUCGACAUCCGCAAAGACGGAGCCAUCGACCUGAAGGAGUGGAACCAGACUUUCCUAAGGGUGCAGGCUGGCGACAACAGGUUUUCACUCAAGAAGAUCCCUCAACACUUGGCCGAGUUCGAAGUCAGCAGAGAGGCCAGAAUAAUUCUAGAAGCCAUCAGGAGGAACAGAAAAUUCCUCAUUGAAAAAUUUAAUGAACGAAGCUCAGACGGAACUCAUGUUUCCUUUGAGGAAGCAAAAGAAAUAGUCAGAGCAGUUCAGAGAGGAGUCGAAAUAGAAGAUGACCAAUACAAAAUAAUUUUCAAAGGAGCCAUGAGAGAGAAUGAAUUAGUGGAAUACAAGCUUCUUGGUAGAGCUCUAAAACAGUAA
Molecule: messenger RNA, 5075 nt
Organism: Moneuplotes crassus
Lineage: Eukaryota; Ciliophora; Spirotrichea; Euplotida; Euplotidae
Source: the annotation of a GenBank genome assembly